AUGGGGAAGGCCCGCUUCUGUGCUUCUCUCCUUGCCGGCGGGAAUCUACAGGCCCUCACUGCCUCCUCCUGCCCAGAGCUCGGACAUGGAGGAGUGAAUCAGCUUGGGGGGGUUUUUGUGAAUGGACGGCCACUCCCGGAUGUAGUCCGCCAAAGGAUAGUGGAACUUGCUCAUCAAGGUGUCAGGCCCUGCGACAUCUCCAGGCAGCUUCGGGUCAGCCAUGGUUGUGUCAGCAAAAUUCUUGGCAGGUAUUACGAGACAGGAAGCAUCAAGCCUGGGGUAAUUGGAGGAUCCAAACCAAAGGUUGCCACACCCAAAGUGGUGGAAAAAAUCGCUGAGUAUAAACGCCAAAAUCCUACCAUGUUUGCCUGGGAGAUCAGGGACCGGCUGCUGGCGGAGCGGGUGUGUGACAAUGACACAGUGCCCAGCGUCAGUUCCAUUAACAGGAUCAUCCGGACAAAAGUACAGCAGCCACCCAACCAGCCGGUCCCAGCUUCCAGUCACAGCAUAGUGUCCACGGGCUCCGUGACGCAGGGGUCGUCGGUGAGCACGGACUCGGCUGGCUCGUCGUACUCCAUUAGCGGCAUCCUGGGCAUCACGUCCCCCAGCGCUGACACCAACAAGCGCAAGAGAGAUGAAGGUAUUCAGGAGUCUCCGGUGCCGAAUGGCCACUCACUGCCGGGCAGAGAUUUCCUCCGGAAGCAGAUGCGGGGCGAGCUGUUCACGCAGCAGCAGCUGGAGGUGCUGGACCGUGUGUUUGAGAGGCAGCACUACUCGGACAUCUUCACUACCACGGAGCCCAUCAAGCCUGAGCAGACCACCGAGUAUUCUGCCAUGGCUUCACUGGCUGGAGGGUUGGAUGACAUGAAGGCCAACCUGACCAGCCCCACCCCCGCUGACAUCGGGAGCAGCGUGCCUGGCCCACAGUCCUACCCUAUCGUGACAGGCCGUGACUUGGCAAGCACGACCCUCCCCGGGUACCCUCCGCACGUCCCCCCCGCUGGACAGGGCAGCUACUCAGCACCGACACUGACAGGGAUGGUGCCUGGAAGUGAGUUUUCUGGGAGUCCCUACAGCCACCCUCAGUAUUCCUCAUACAACGAUUCCUGGAGGUUCCCCAAUCCGGGGCUGCUUGGCUCCCCGUACUAUUACAGCGCUGCUGCACGAGGAGCUGCCCCACCUGCAGCCGCCACUGCCUAUGACCGCCACUGA
This is a messenger RNA of Cynocephalus volans (Philippine flying lemur), 1212 nucleotides long. RefSeq names its product paired box 5 (gene PAX5). The record is from RefSeq and is a predicted model, not a curated record. The transcript is spliced from 10 exons. Bases 1 to 1212 code for a protein of 403 amino acids. Gene Ontology annotation, biological process: anatomical structure development; regulation of transcription by RNA polymerase II. Gene Ontology annotation, molecular function: DNA-binding transcription factor activity, RNA polymerase II-specific; RNA polymerase II cis-regulatory region sequence-specific DNA binding. Lineage: Eukaryota; Metazoa; Chordata; Mammalia; Dermoptera; Cynocephalidae.